This is a messenger RNA of Microthlaspi erraticum, 1746 nucleotides long. NCBI's taxonomy places the organism in Eukaryota, Viridiplantae, Streptophyta, Magnoliopsida, Brassicales, Brassicaceae. The record is from the annotation of a GenBank genome assembly.
AUGUUCACCAUAUGGCGGAUCUUUAAGCCAAGCCAUGGAGCUUCCAAACCACAGAAACUGCCUAUCCACCGUCAUUUCUUGCAACCUUCAGCGUUUCCAUUCGAUUGCUAUGGCUGCUCUGAAACCAAGAAGGACGCAAAAGGGUACUAUUGCCCUCACCCUCAGUGCGAGUUCUACGCCCACAAGGAAUGCGCCGAGUCGCCUACCGAGAUCAACCACCCUUCUCAUUCGCACGCUCUCAAGCUCCGUUGCUGCGGACCACCUUCUUACAGUGACGGAAGUUGUCGGUUGUGCGGAGAGACGCUUCGUCUUUUGUUAUAUCAUUGCUCCAUCUGUAACUUCAGUCUAGACACGGCUUGCGCGAGGAAGCACGAGAUUCCAAGCAUUGACUACCCGAAAGCUCAUGAGCAUAGGCUUCACCUCUUGGCCAAACGUGUCUCCUUCCCUUGUCCUUGUGAUAAAGACGUCCGUGGAGCUCCUUACUUGUGUCACCAAUGCAACUUCAUGAUCCACAGAGACUGCGUUUACUUGCCGCGUGUGAUACACCUCACACGCCACAACCACCGUAUCUCUCGAAGCUACUUCAUCGGCCCUGGGAAGUUCGUUUGUGGAGUCUGUCGUCUUGAGUUGAAUUGGAGGUAUGGAGGAUAUCGCUGCUCUGUUUGCCCUGAUUAUGUCAUCCAUCUUAGAUGUGCAACAAGAGAUGAUGUGUGGGAUGGAAUAGAACUCGAAGGGAAGCCCGAAGAAGACGAAGUUGUAGAAGAGCCGUUCCAAGUGGUGGUGGAACAAGGUAAAGUGAUCAAGCAUUUCAGUCAUGAAGAUCAUCAUCUCAAACUCAACGAAGGUGGUGUUGUUUGCCAUGAAUCUAUCCGAUGCAGUGCUUGCGCUCUACCGGUCUACUUGGAUGCAUAUUACAAAUGUUCGUCUUGCGCUUUUGCUCUUCACGAGGCCUGCGCUAAUCUUCCCCGGAAGUUGAGGCAUGAGCUACACAAGCACACACUCACUCUCCGACCGAACACUAGCCCGGACGAUGAGAAUGGUUACAACUUUUUCAACUGUACAGUUUGUAAGCGGCUCUGCAGUGGUUUCAAGUACGUUUGUGGGAGUUGCGACGUGGAGAUAGAUGUACGUUGUUGUUCAACUCGAGAGCCGUUUAUCCACGAAAGCCAUCGACGACACCAACUGUUCCUUACUUCCUCAGAAGCUAAACUAUGUGGCGCUUGUAACGAGAGUGCAUCAACUGUAUUGAACUGCGUCGACUGUGACUUUGCCUUGGGCUUCGACUGCGCAACUUUGCCUAACAAGGUAAAGCACAAAUGCGACACGCAUUUUCUCUCUGUCUGCUUUGGAGAAGAGACGAGUGGGCAAUACUGGUGCGAGGUGUGCGAGAGAAAAGUCGACCCGAGCAAAAGAUUCUACACAUGUGAAGAUUGCAGCUCCACUCUUCACAUCAACUGCGUCAUUGGCGAAUUCACGUUCUGGAGACCAGGUUUCAUGUCCGUGUCACGUUACGAAGCCACAGUGCUUCCCAAUGUCUUUGCGUCUCGGCCACGUUGCCACAUGUGUUUGCGCCGCUGCGAGGACACGUCCGGUGUCGUUUACGUCGCGGACAAGUAUCUCUGUUCCUCUAAAUGUUUAGAGAAGUUUAUCAGAUUCAGCAUUACACUUUCCAAGUCGCCGACUCUGGAGAUGCCACUUUUUGGGGAACUUUUCCGAUCUGAACCAGAGCCAUAUUUAGAUCAUUAG